This is a messenger RNA of Plodia interpunctella (Indianmeal moth), 2721 nucleotides long. It is a transcript of the gene tan, whose product is annotated as tan. The coding region runs from base 136 to 1338 and encodes 400 amino acids. Lineage: Eukaryota; Metazoa; Arthropoda; Insecta; Lepidoptera; Pyralidae. The record is from RefSeq and is a predicted model, not a curated record. The transcript has 9 exons.
AAACAGUGUCUUUGCAAAUGUGUCGCGCAGUAUUUAGCUCGAGUACUUCCUUGUGGUCUUUCUGUAACGUCUUCUCGAUAUCGUAUGUAAUUGUACCAUUGGAGUAUAUCUCGUGUUCAGUGAUUUUCUGGUGACAUGCUGUGUUUUAGGCUUUGCGGCGUUCUCAUAUUUCUUGUCUAUGGAUCGGCAAUUAGCGGACAGCAGCUGGAGAGGAGGCGGGCGGUGCCGGUCGUUUACCUCCAGGGCUCACACUACGAAGUCGGCUUCGAUGUGGGCCGCAUAUUCUCCUCACUGAUAAAGGAGUUUAUCGCGACGUACGCGAACCUGAGGGACUUUGAGAAGGAGUACAAGACUGAGACAGGAAGAGAGGCGUAUGACAAGACCCUGUCGAACAUGAAAAGCAGGUUCCCUCAGUAUGUGAAGGAGAUACAGGGGGUCGCUGAUGGCGCCAACGUUUCUUUUGUCCAGCUGUUCCUGCUGCAAAUGGACGACCUGAUUGGCACCGUCAACGACAACCACGUGCCGCGCGGCGACACCGGCGGCUGCAGCUCCAUCGGCGUCCUCAACAGAGACGCUCACAUCCUGGGUCACACGGAGGAUGCUUUCGGAGAAACACUGAACCAUUUCUACAUCAUGUCUGCACACAUCAUCCCCACGCCUGAGGACAGGGAGAAAGGGGCUGUAGAAGAGCGAUUUUCGUCCCUAUGCUACGCCGGCCACAUGCCCGGCUACACAAUGGGCUUCAACGAGAACGGCCUGGUCUUCUCCAUCAACACCCUCAGUCCAGCAGCCCUCAAACCUGGGAAUACCCCCCGUACGUUCAUCACCCGAGCAUUAUUAGCGGCUAAGAGCUUCAACGACGCAGAGAGAAUCCUCAUUGACGAGGGUCUUGGCAUCGGAAACGGGUUUUCUGUGAACAUGAUCUGGACCGAGGCAUGGGGGAGCCGCCAACUCUACAAUGUGGAGGUCGCUCCGGACCUCAAAGCUAACCGGUCUUUGCUGGAUAUACGCAAGUUUGAUAAUGAGCCUCUGGUGCAUUGCAAUAUUUACUUGCGCAUGAAUAUAAAAGAAGUGAUAGGCCUGAUCAUCGACAGCAGCGAGUCCAGACUCAAGACCAUCCACAGCUACGCCCCACCCCAGUCCAGACGGGACAUCGAGGACAUUUUGUCAGACACCAGCGGUACAACCUUCCACGUCUUCCAGGACAGAGCAGACUCCGUAAUCAAGACUAUCGCAGCUGGUAUAUUUGACUUGGACAAGAAGACCUGGAGUGUCUACAUCAACAAACCCAAUGAAUCGGAACCAGUAGCUAUAUUGCCAAUAAGAUUUAAUAUUUAGAUAAGCAAUAUAACAAUGUCUACGUAAAUUUAGAAUCCUAUGGAAAGCAACGGACCGGUAACGCGCUACAUCGAUGCAACGGAGCAAUGGGGCAGAGCCCAAGGUUUCAAUUAAUGUUGUCUAAUACAAAUAAGCAUACAAGUAGUAAAUAUCUUUCAAAACUAAACUAUGUCGGCUACACAUUAUCACUGAACUCGAUUAUAUGCCGUUGCGAAACAACGUACAUUGCGCAGUUUGUAUAAGUGCUUAUGUUUACCGCUUAACUGUUUGCCGACAGCGGUAAAGUUACGUAUAAACGGAAGUUUUCCUUUUUACGUAUACGUUUACGUACUUACACGUUUUUUAGCGAACAAAGCACUCAUUUUCUCGUAAAUUAGUUUAACACUAGGUAUAUUAGAGUGGUUUGUCCUAGGUAAUAUAGUUUAUAUCUUUUGUCAAGAUAUGUUGUGAAGCUUUGUGUAUAUACCAACGUUUCCCUCAAAGUCGGUGCCCACAGUGGAUCAAGGACUAUGUAUCAAGUUAUGCGCAGUGAAGAUUAUACCUUAGUGCAACAAGGAAGAAACGUCACGUCACAAAAAGGAACUGUGCUUAUUUUUCCGUGCAUCCCUUUGGGCGACGGACUAAAUGUAAGAAAGAGGGAGGCGUUGCCGCGUUUCCCACGCAUGUGCCUUCCGCCCCGCGUAUCGUCACACAACUUUUGUGUGAGAAGUGGCUAUAAGGAAUCUCCUUCUCUGUGUUGGUUACAUGUCCAUUUCGAAGCGGAAGCACCAUAUUUCGCUGGAAUUUUUUAAAGUCUACUUUCAUUAUCCAUAUUUUACCUGUACCUCAUCAACUCCCCUUUGCCUCUUGUACUUUCCACGAUUGUCAGUCCUUUAUGAGCGGGUAUUAACCUCGACCAUCUAAUAGAAUAUCACUAUAUAUAUAUAUAUAUAUAUAGUGAUAGUUAUACGUAUUGAUAAAACAGAACGAGUCAUACCCGUCAUAUGAGCAAUACUACGACAUUCCUUUUACCUUGUUCUACAUAUACAUAUGUAAUUAACUGUUGUUUUUCCAAAAAGUAAAUAUAUUCGCAAAUGCAUACUGUUAUAGUUUCAACAGUGGAGAUUCAAAAUUUUCAUAUUUAAAGCGCGAACAAUGUACCCUAUGACGAAUAUUGCAAAUAUGUAUUGAGCACUAUCACAACUUAUUAAAAUUUGUUCAAUUUAUGUAUUAUGUAUUUACAUACAUUUAAAUGUACAUACAUAUACAUAAAUUUCCGCCUUGUACGUAAUAUUUGCACUAUAAUUUUAUUAACUAAGUGAUAAAAGUACUUGUGUUUGAUUUUACUGUUAUAAGUUUAGUUUAUUUUGAAGACGAUUUGAAAUAUAAACAACAAAUUACUUA